UGAAAACAGCAGCUUGAGAAGACAUGGAAUUUACGGAGGUCCCUGUAAAUCAGCAAAGUAAGGCGAAGAAAAAGAAGAAUAAGGCCCCGAAGAUGAAGAGGGGUGCAAGUCAGGAGGGGGACGGAGAGAAAGUCGGGUUGGAGACGGAGGGAGGCGACGCGAAAAAGAUGAAGCCAGAGACAGCUACUUUUCCCCCCACCUUCAGUGUGUCCGAAAUCAAGAAUAAACAACGGAGACACCUCAUGUUCAUGAAAUUCAAGCAAGAAAGGCGAAAGCAAAAGAUGCAGCUGAGGAAAAAGAGGCAAAAGGAGAGGGAAGCUUUAGGUGACAAGGCGCCACCAAAGGAGGUCCCUAAGACAAUAGAGAACCAGAGGGUGUAUGAUGAGACAACAGUUGACCCAGAGGAUGAAGAGGUUGCUUUUGAUGAGGGAACUGAUGAAUUUUCUGCCUACUUCCAAGGAUUGACAAAUCCCAAAGUGCUCAUCACAACAUCAGACAGACCCAGAGGGAAGACUGUAAAGUUUUGUGAGCAGCUGGCCACAGUGAUCCCAAAUGCACACGUGUACUACAGAAGAGGUUUGGCUCUCAAGAGGAUCAUCCCACAGUGCAUUUCCAGGAACUUCACCUACCUCAUGGUCGUCAAUGAGGAUCGCCACGUGCCCAAUGGUUUGGUUCUGUGCCACCUACCCGAUGGGCCGACUGCACACUUCAAAGUCAGCAGUGUUCGACUACGCAAGGAGAUAAAGAGAAGAGGUAAAGAUCCAACCGAACACUAUCCAGAAGUAAUCCUCAACAACUUCACCACUCGUCUGGGACACACCAUCGGCCGGCUGUUCGCCGCUCUGUUUCCACAAGAUCCUCAGUUUGUUGGUCGACAAGUCGCUACCUUUCACAACCAGAGAGACUUCAUCUUUUUCAGAUUCCACAGGUAUAUCUUCAAGAAUGAGAAGAAAGUUGGUAUUCAGGAGCUGGGACCUCGCUUCACCCUCAAGCUCCGCUCUUUACAGAAAGGCACUUUUGACUCAAAGUUUGGAGAAUAUGAGUGGGUCCUCAAGCGCCACGAGAUGGAUGCCUGCAGGCGGAAGUUCCAGCUUUAAGAAAAAACAACGUUCCCCAGAGGAAAUCUUUAGAUAUCUUAGCUUUCUGUUGACUUUGUCUGUUGUCUUUCAAGAGCCUGAGACUCAGUGGUUAAAAACUACCAAAAUUAUUCACUCUACCCUCUUGAUACAACUUGUGGAAACAUCAACAAUGAUUCUAAUGUUGGACUUUUUUACCUUUUUCCUGUACUUAACAGUGCCGGUAAGCUCAUAUUAUUGUAAAAAAAACAAAAAAAAAAAAAAACCAUGGGAAA
This is a messenger RNA of Salarias fasciatus (jewelled blenny), 1351 nucleotides long. RefSeq names its product ribosome production factor 1 homolog (gene rpf1). Gene Ontology annotation, biological process: maturation of 5.8S rRNA; maturation of LSU-rRNA. Gene Ontology annotation, molecular function: rRNA primary transcript binding. The record is from RefSeq and is a predicted model, not a curated record. Lineage: Eukaryota; Metazoa; Chordata; Actinopteri; Blenniiformes; Blenniidae. The transcript has 9 exons. Bases 24 to 1097 code for a protein of 357 amino acids. Gene Ontology annotation, cellular component: nucleolus; preribosome, large subunit precursor.